CCCCAACGUGUGCGCGGUGCAGAAGCUGAUCGGCACGAACAGGAAAUACUUCACCAACUGCAAGCAGUGGUACCAGAGGAAGAUCUGCGGGAAGUCAACAGUAAUCAGUUACGAGUGCUGUCCUGGAUAUGAAAAAGUUCCUGGAGAAAAAGGCUGCCCAGCUGCGCUGCCGCUUUCCAACAUCUAUGAAACGCUGGGAGUUGUUGGGUCUGCCACCACGCAGCUCUACUCCGACCGCUCCAACCUAAGGCCAGAAAUCGAAGGACCUGGAAGCUUUACAAUCUUUGCCCCAAGUAAUGAGGCCUGGGCAUCACUGUCUGCUGAAACUCUGGAUUCCUUAGUGAGUAAUGUUAACAUCGAGCUGCUCAACGCCCUCCGCUACCACAUGGUGAACAAACGAGUCCUCACGGAUGACCUGAAACAUGGGACAACACUCAACUCAAUGUACCAGGACCUGCCUAUCCAGAUUCACCACUAUCCCAAUGGGAUUGUGACUGUAAACUGUGCCAGGCUGUUGAAAGCUGACCACCAUGCCACCAAUGGAGUAGUCCAUGUCAUUGACAAAGUCAUCGCUACCACUACAAACAGCAUUCAACACAUCAUUGAGACUGAGGAAAGUCUGGAAACUCUUCGGGCUGCUGUGGCUGCUUCUGACCUCAACAGCUUGCUGGAAAGCAAAGGCCAAUACACGCUCCUGGCUCCAACCAACGAAGCCUUUGAGAAGAUCCCACGAGAAACACUGAACAGGAUCCUGGGGGACCCAGAAGCCCUGAGGGAUAUGUUGAAUAACCACAUGAUGAAAUCAGCCAUGUGUGCUGAGGCCAUCAUAGCUGGCCUGACGAUGGAGACUCUGGAAGGAACCACCUUGGAUGUGGGCUGCAGUGGAGAAGAGCUGACCCUCAAUGGGAAGCCCAUCAUUGCCAACAAGGAUAUCCUGGCAACCAACGGCGUUGUCCAUUUUGUUAAUGAGCUGCUGAUCCCAGACUCAGCUAAGACUCUGUUUGAGUUGGCACAAGAAUCUGAAGUUUCCAAGUCUAUGGACUUCUUCAGACAAGCUGGUCUCAGUUCUCAUCUAACUGGCAGUGAGCGAGUGACCCUCCUUGCCCCAGUGAAUGAUGUGUUCAAAGAGGGACUCCCCGUUGUUGACAGCAACAUGAAAAACUUGCUUCUGAACCACAUUGUUAAAGACCAGCUCUCCUCUAAAUAUCUUUACCAUGGACAGAAACUGCAGACUCUGGGUGACAAGGAACUGAGAGUUUUUGUGUACCGCAAUAACCUUUGCAUUGAAAAUGCCUGCAUUGCUGCCCAUGACAAGAGAGGAAGGUUUGGGACCCUCUUUAGCAUGGACAAAAUGUUGACUCCACCAUCUGGCUCAGUGAUGGAUGUUCUCAAGGCAGACCAUCGCUUCAGCACAUUGGUGGCUGCGAUCCAGUCUGCAGGUCUAACGGAGAACCUGAACAGGCCAGGUACCUUCACCGUGUUUGCUCCAACAAAUGAAGCUUUCCGAGCCAUGCCCCAAGGGGAACUGAACAAACUAAUGGGUAAUGCCAAGGAGCUUGCCAACAUCCUCAAGUUCCAUGUGGCUGAUGAGAUCCUGGUGAGCGGCGCAGUCAGUGCUCUUGUGAGGCUCAAGUCCAUGCAGGGAGAUAAACUGGAAGUCAGCAUGAAAAACAACGUCAUCCACAUCAACAAGGAGCCCGUUGCUGAAAGUGAUAUCAUGGCCACAAAUGGUGUGAUUUAUGCCGUGAACUCUGUCUUACAGCCACAUGCUUCAAGGCUGCAAGAAAGAGGUGACGAGCCUGCAGAUCCCGCGUUAGAAAUCUUCAAACAGGCAUCUGCAUUAUCCAAGGUUUCUCAGAGGAAUCCUCGACUAGCACCCGUCUACUCCCGGUUACUAGCGAGGAUGAAGGAGAACUCAGGUGGAUUCUGAGCCAUG
Nestor notabilis (Kea) is the source of this 1936-nucleotide messenger RNA. RefSeq names its product transforming growth factor, beta-induced, 68kDa (gene TGFBI). Gene Ontology annotation, molecular function: cell adhesion molecule binding. NCBI's taxonomy places the organism in Eukaryota, Metazoa, Chordata, Aves, Psittaciformes, Psittacidae. Gene Ontology annotation, cellular component: extracellular matrix. The annotation marks the transcript as partial. The transcript has 18 exons. The record is from RefSeq and is a predicted model, not a curated record. Gene Ontology annotation, biological process: extracellular matrix organization; cell adhesion.